GCCUCCUUGAAACCCUGAAGCACUCUGGACCAUAAGCAGACUUGAUUGAGUAGACUUGAUUAAGCAGACUUUGAACAUAGGCUGUGGUGUGGCCAAACAUCUCUGGUAGUAUGGCUCUGGUAUGUAGCUAAAUACUAGUAACACUGAGCUUCUAGCAUACAUACAGAUUUAGUGCGUACAAUUGCUUCCCCAGCUACCCAGCUGUUGUUCUUCCAAGAUGCAUCAGACAACAUAUCUCCUGUUCACCAUCCAGCUGUUGUUCAUCAUCUUAAGCAUCACUUCAUUUUCGCAAGUGAUGCAUGCACUAGCACUCCAACCCCAGCUUUCGCAUGCUCAUGGUCAUGGUAACGGCUGCAUCCCAGCCGAGAGGGCUGCCUUGCUCGCCUUUCAUAAGGGCAUCACAAGUGACAACGCCGGGAUCCUCGCCUCAUGGCACGGACAGGAUUGCUGCCGGUGGAAGGGCGUCAGCUGCAGCAACCGAACAGGUCAUGUCAUCAAGCUUCACCUUCGCAAUACAAGCCCGGACCUUGACACCUAUGGGUGUGGUGAUGAUCAUCAUUCAUUGGCCGACACAAUUGUGGAAACUGAUACAUAUCAUGCGUGCAGUGAUGCAAAGUCAUUGUUCGGCGAGAUAAGUCCCUCUUUGCUUUCCUUGAAUCAUCUAGAGCACAUGGAUCUUAGCAUGAACUGCUUGCUAGGGACGAAUAGCCGUAUUCCUCGAUUCUUGAGCUCUAUGAAGAACUUGAGGUAUCUUAACCUAUGCGGCAUGUCAUUUACUGGUAGAGUUCCUUCUCAACUUGGUAAUCUGUCUAAGUUGCAGCAUCUUGACCUUGGUCAGGGUUAUAGCGGGAUGUACUCAACGGACAUCACCUGGUUAACUAAGCUCCCAUUGCUGCAGUACCUUAGGAUGAGCACAAUAAAUCUCUCAAGGGUGGAUGACUGGCCUGGUACGUUGAAUAUGAUUCCAUCUCUAAGGGCUGUCAGUCUUGUUGAAUGUUCACUUGAUACUGCAAGCCAAUCGCUUCACUACCUGAACCUCACAAAACUUGAGAAGCUUGAUCUGUCCGAGAAUAAUUUAGGCCACUCAAUUGCAUCAAGUUGGUUUUGGAAUGUGACGAGCCUCAAAUACCUCAGUCUUCGUCUUAACUUCCGUGCGAAUUGGUUGUUCGGCAAACUUCCCGAUGCACUAGGAAACAUGACGUCACUCAAGGUUCUUGAUGUGUCAGCUACCAAUCUGAACAAGACUGGAAACUUUAAAAAUCUUUGCUCUUUGGAAAUCCUCGAUCUCUCUAAAAAUAAUAUGAUUGGAGAUAUAGUGGUCUUGAUGAAGGGAUUGCCGCGAUGCGCACGGGGGAAAUUGAUAGAGCUGAAUUUGCAUGGAAACGAAUUCACCGGGGCCCUGCCAAAUUUUAUAGGGGAAUUCAGGAGCUUGAGCAUGCUUGACCUGUCAUGCAACAACCUUGUUGGACCUAUACCGCCAGGGUUUAGGAAUUUGGCGCGUUUAACCAUCCUUGAUCUCGACUGGAAUCUACUCAAUGGAAAUAUUCCAACUGAAAUUGGCGACCUUACUGCGCUGACUUAUUUGGACAUAAGCCGCAACAACCUGACUGGAAUUAUACCGUCCGAGCUUGGAAAAUUGAAGCGUUUGAUUUACCUUAAUCUUGCAGAGAACAAAAUUACUGGACCUAUACCACCAGAGGUUAUGCAUUCAACUAGCUUAAUCUUACUAGCCCUCUCCAGUAAUCACCUCAAUGGAAGUGUAACCACUGCAUUGGGUUCUUUGGAGGAUCUUGUUGAUCUGAAUCUAAGCAACAACGACCUUAGUGGUUGGAUCAUGGAAGAACACUUUGCAAAUCUAAAAAGUUUGAAGUACAUAGACUUGUCAUCCAAUAAUUUGAAGAUUGUACUGGAUUCAGAUUGGCGUUCUCCCUUUAGGCUUCAGUCUGCAGAUUUUGCAUCAUGCCAGAUGGGUCCUCUCUUUCCAGCUUGGCUUCAGCAGCUGCGGGAAAUUGAUUCACUUGUCAUUUCAAGCACCGGUUUAGAGGACAAGUUUCCUGACUGGUUUUGGUAUACAUUUUCACAUGCAACACAUCUGAACAUAUCCAACAAUCAGAUAAGGGGUAGCUUGCCGGCACAUCUGGAUGGCAUGGCUUUGGAAGAACUCUACCUAAGUUCAAACCAGCUCACCGGCUCAAUACCUUCGUUGCUGACAAAUAUCACUAUAUUAGACAUCUCCAACAAUAACUUUUCAGGAGUAAUACCAUCAAAUUUUGAAGCCUCGCAACUUCAAAUAUUGCUUGUCUAUUCAAAUCGAAUUGGUGGGUACAUUCCAAAAUCUGUUUGCAAACUGCAACAGUUAGUGUAUCUGGAUUUGUCGAACAAUUUUUUAGAGGGUCAAAUUCCACAAUGUUUUGGCAUUCAACAAAUGCAAUUUUUUCUGCUCGGUAACAACAGUUUAUCAGGAAAAUUCCCAUCAUUUUUGCAGAAUAACGCAAACAUGAAGUUCUUGGAUCUUGCAUGGAACAAGUUAUCUGGAAGAUUGCCUACAUGGAUAGGAGAUCUAAGUCAAUUACAUUUUGUACUACUGAGCCACAAUGCAUUUUCUGAUAAUAUUCCUGUAGAGAUGACAUGGCUUACGAAUCUAAAAUACUUGGAUCUAUCAUGCAACAAUAUCUCCGGUGCAAUACCUUGGCAUCUAUCGAACCUAACACUUAUGACAAAAGAACAAAUGGAAGGCAUGCCUAUGUCUGAUCUGCGAAUUGGACGCUUGCUCGGGACGGGAACUGAAUACCUUGGACAAAUAUUGUCAGUAGUUACAAAAGGACAACAACUUAUGUAUGGUAGAACACUUGAAUAUUUUGUGAGCAUUGAUUUAUCAGGUAACUCAUUGACUGGCGAAAUCCCUACAGAGAUCACUUCUCUUGCUGCAUUGAUGAAUUUGAAUUUAUCAUCAAACAAAUUGAGUGGAAAAAUCCCAAACAUAAUUGGGGCCAUGCAGUCACUGGUAUCUCUUGACCUCUCUGGGAACAAGCUCUCUGGUGGAAUUCCGUCAAGCUUGUCAAAUCUGACAUCUCUGGAGGCCUUGAACCUGUCCUACAACAAUUUAUCUGGAAGGAUACCCUCUGGCCGCCAACUUGACACCCUCAAUUUGGACAACCCUUCACUUAUGUACAUCGGCAACAGUGAACUCUGUGGCCCUCCUCUCCAAAAUAAUUGUCCAGGAAAUGAUUCUUUCAUCAUCCAUGGUGAUCUCGGAAGCAGCAAGCAAGAAUUUGAGCCACUGACCUUUUAUUUCGGUCUGGUGUUGGGAUUUGUGGCGGGGCUCUGGAUGGUGUUUUGUGCACUGUUGUUCAAGAGGAAAUGGAGAAUUCCUUACUUUCGGCUCUUUGACAAGGCGUACGAUCAAGUCUAUGUAUUUGUAGUUGUGAAGUGGGCAAGGUUCGCAAAGAACACAGCUGCAGAAUAAGCAUUGUUGUUCUGAAGGAGCCAGUGUGUGUGCUCUGGACUGUUAACCUGGGUGAGGAAGAUCUUAAGCAGCAUCUCGUGUGCCUUGUUUAUAUACCUCUAAAUAAAGAUGAAGAUGUUUAGUUCUUCUGAUACAUAUAUGGCGUAAUUAUUGUGGUAUAUGCAAGACUUUUGUGUUGUUAGAUUAUCCUGAUACAUGUAAGAUUUUACAAUUCUUUACUAGUAUUCUUCUGGACUGUAAUCAUAGAUGUCUUUUGCUGAAUACUAUGAACUUCUUUCUGCGAUCACGAUGAGUUAAUUAGUUUCUUUGUUGUUGCA
This is a messenger RNA of Hordeum vulgare subsp. vulgare (domesticated barley), 3783 nucleotides long. RefSeq names its product receptor-like protein EIX2. The transcript has a single exon. Gene Ontology annotation, molecular function: protein binding. Bases 218 to 3466 code for a protein of 1082 amino acids. The record is from RefSeq and is a predicted model, not a curated record. Lineage: Eukaryota; Viridiplantae; Streptophyta; Magnoliopsida; Poales; Poaceae.